AUGAAGUCAGGCGGGCUGGAGCUGCAGGUCAGGUGUGUGACUCCUGAGCCUGAUGUCAAAGAGGGGAAGGACGCAGCCAGCACCACAGAGGAGCUGGAGCUGGAGCUGGAGGCUCUGGACAUCGCAGAUGAAACUCUUGAGCUGGAGGGACCAGACGAGGCAGAGAAUGAAGAACUCGCCAAAAAGAUGCUGGAUGAACAAGAACAAGAGGAUGAAGAGGCGAACACAGGGUCGCACCUGAAGCUGAUCGUGGACGCCUUCAUCCAGCAGCUCCCCAACUGUGUCAACAGAGACCUCAUAGACAAGGCUGCCAUGGACUUCUGCAUGAACAUGAACACCAAAUCCAACAGGAGGAAGCUCGUCCGAGCCCUCUUCACCGUCCCCAGGCAGAGGUUGGAUCUUCUGCCCUUCUACUCUCGCCUGGUGGCAACUCUUCAUCCCUGCAUGUCAGACGUGGCCGAGGAUCUCUGCUCCAUGCUGAAGGGAGACUUCAGGUUUCAUAUGCGUAAGAAGGACCAGAUCAACAUCGAGACCAAGAAUAAAACGGUCAGAUUUAUCGGGGAACUGGCCAAGUUCAAGAUGUUCUCAAAGACCGACACGCUUCAUUGUCUCAAGAUGCUGCUGUCUGACUUCACCCAUCACCACAUAGAGAUGGCCUGCACACUGCUGGAGACCUGCGGCCGCUUCCUCUUCAGGUCCCCCGACUCUCACCUGCGUACCAGCGUCUUGCUGGAGCAAAUGAUGCGUAAAAAGCAGGCGCAGCAUCUGGACGCCCGCUACGUGACGAUGGUGGAGAACGCGUACUACUACUGCAACCCCCCACCCAUGGAGAAGACGGUGAAGAAGAAGAGGCCCCCGCUGCAGGAGUACAUCCGCAAGCUGCUCUACAAGGACCUGUCCAAGGUCACCACGGAGAAGGUGCUCAGGCAGAUGCGCAAGCUGCCCUGGCAGGACCCCGAGGUCAAGAGCUACCUGAUCUGCUGCAUGGUGAACAUCUGGAACGUCAAGUACAACAGCAUCCACUGUGUGGCCAACCUGCUGGCCGGCCUGGUGGCCUACCAGGAGGACGUGGGCAUCCAUGUGGUGGACGGAGUGCUGGAGGACAUCCGGCUCGGCAUGGAGGUCAACCAGCCCAAGUUCAACCAGCGGCGCAUCAGCAGCGCCAAGUUCCUGGGAGAGCUCUACAACUACCGCAUGGUGGAGUCGGCCGUCAUCUUCCGCACCCUCUUCUCCUUCAUCUCCUUCGGGAUCAACCUGGACGGCAGCCCCAGCGUGUUGGACCCUCCGGAGCACCUGUUCCGCAUCCGCCUGGUCUGCACGCUGCUCGAUACCUGCGGACAGUACUUCGACCGAGGCUCCAGCAAGAGGAAGCUGGACUGUUUCCUCAUCUACUUCCAGCGGUACAUCUGGUGGAAGAAGAGCACUGAAGUUUGGACCAAAGAUCAACCGUUCCCCAUCGACAUCGACUACAUGAUCAGCGACACCCUGGAGCUGCUCAGGCCCAAGAUGAGGCUCAGCUGCUCCCUGGAGGAGGCCACCAAGCAGGUCACGGACCUGGAGAGGGAGGUGCUCUUCAAACUAGGUAGGAGCAUAUUGUGUGUAUCCGGCCGCAGGUAAUUACUGCAAGUAAAA
Cottoperca gobio is the source of this 1632-nucleotide messenger RNA. RefSeq names its product UPF2 regulator of nonsense mediated mRNA decay (gene upf2). Gene Ontology annotation, molecular function: protein binding; RNA binding. Gene Ontology annotation, cellular component: cytoplasm; exon-exon junction complex. The record is from RefSeq and is a predicted model, not a curated record. Lineage: Eukaryota; Metazoa; Chordata; Actinopteri; Perciformes; Bovichtidae. The coding region runs from base 1 to 1617 and encodes 538 amino acids. Gene Ontology annotation, biological process: nuclear-transcribed mRNA catabolic process, nonsense-mediated decay. The transcript has 10 exons.